GCAAAUGUGGUCCGGAUCCGCACCAUAGCUCGGUAGCUUCCAUUUUUAUAUGCCCAGGCCGAGCGGAGCCAAGUGGUCCGCGGCGGAGCGCUAUUGCUUGCCUUAACGCCGCCUCUGUUCUCCGAGGAGGAGAAAUCGGCGAAAGGCAGAAAGGGGAGAUUUUGAGCUUCUUGUCACCGUUUUUAGGGGAGGGAAAUUCUAGCUCGAAGACACCUGCCAUAGCAUCUGUACCCAUUUAUUUGCAUGUUAGACUGGUGAUUUGCUGAUGUCCGUGGCGGAGACAGUCGAGCCUUUGGCCUCCUCUUCAUCAUCAAUAGAGGUGGAUCCACUUCUCAAGGAUCUAUCAGAGAAAAAGUUGAUCUUUAAGAAGAACGUAGUUACAUUAGCGGCGGAGCUGAAAGAUGCGCGACGCCGCUUGGUCUUGCAGGAGCAGUCUUUUGCAAAAGAGGCACACACGAGAAAGGUAGCAGAGACGAAGGCAAGGAGCAUGGAAGAAGAGAUAGGCCGGUUGCAGAUGUACCUUCAAGAGAAGGAUGAAAAGCUGAAUGCAACUUUGAGUACAACUCAGCAGUACACGAAGGAGCUAGAUGUUCUUAAAUCUCAACUGGCACUUACUCAAGCAACUGCUGAGGGCAGUGCUGCAUCAGCUCAGUCAGCUCAAUCUCAGUGCUUGGAUUUGUUAAGAGAGCUUGAUGAAAAACAUAGUAUGCUAGAAGCGCAUGAAAACAGAGUAAACAAACUAGGGAAGCAGAUAGAUUUUCUGCAAAAUGAUCUCAAAUCAAGAGAAUCCUCACAAAGGCAGCUAAGGGAGGAAGUAUUGAGAAUAGAGAAAGAGAUAAUGGACGCGGUUGAAAUGGCUGGAGCUAAAAAAGACUGUGAACUAAGGAAGAUUUUGGCUGAAGUUUCCCCAAAGAACAUUGAGAACAUCACUAAGCAGCUGACUGCAAAAGAUGAAGAAAUUGCCAGGUUGAGAGAUGAGAUUAGAGAGUUGUCUACACACUGGAAACAACUAACUGAGGAAUUACAAGUGCAGCUAGAGCAACAGCGUAGGAAUGAUCAGGAGCUGAAGAAGAGGAUAAUGAAACUUGAAUUCUGUCUUCAAGAAGCACGAUCCCAGAUGAAGAAGCUCCAGAAGAUGGGUGAGAAAAGAGACAAGGCAAUCAAGGAGUUGAAGGAUCAAUUGGCUAUGCGGCAACAAAAUUGUUCUAAUUGUGGUGAUAGAUUGAAUUUCUGGGAGAGUCAAGGGUUUAAGGUCAUUGCUUCCAUGUCUAUGCUGGUCCUUGUUGUUUUUGCUAAGAGAUAAAGAGCUGUUUUGUCUGUGUCUACCUUUGUAAAUGAAUGUUAGGUCUCUUUUUAUAUUACGAAACAUAUACUGACUUUAUAUCAAUGCUAUGGAAUGGUCUAUAUAAUUCUCUCGUGUGGUUCUAUUGAUGGAAUCAUCCACAUUU
Messenger RNA from Zingiber officinale, 1448 nucleotides. RefSeq names its product nuclear envelope-associated protein 2-like. NCBI's taxonomy places the organism in Eukaryota, Viridiplantae, Streptophyta, Magnoliopsida, Zingiberales, Zingiberaceae. The record is from RefSeq and is a predicted model, not a curated record. The coding region runs from base 266 to 1303 and encodes 345 amino acids. The transcript has 6 exons.